AUGGGCUUUAGACGUUUUGCUGCAUUUGGACCAGUAUUAUUAGCAAAUCCAUAUUUCCUUUAUAAUAUUCGAGUUACCUUGAAAUAUACCAUACCAAAUAUCACUUAUAGUACCUCAUUAUCAACAUUUUAUCCAAAACGAGGUUUAUUAUAUAAUUUCAAUAGAGAUUUAACAACUACAACUACAUCUAAUACAAUUGGUCUAGAAAACAAUAACAAUAACAAUAUCAACAACUUUAAAGUUGAUCCUGAUGAUCCAAUUGUAACAAGAAUUAGUCAAGAUCCAAAGUUAAUGGCCUCCAUUCAAGAAUUCUCUGAAAUUUUAAAAAGUAAGGGUAUUGACCUUGGAAAACGUCAAAUGCCUUCCAUGUUACAAAUGGCUAAACUGGCCACCGAUGGUCAAGUAAAACAAAAACUUAUCAAUUUAAAUAAAGAACUUAAAAGCGCGGGAAUUGAACUUAACACAGAAACUGUUCAAAAAUAUAUGACGUUUGUUCCUCAAGGAAUGGAAAAACCGACAUACAAAACACCACUUGACAAUAGUGAAAAUAUUUAUGAAUCUCCAAAAUCAGUUACUACAAAAAUACAAUCUUCACCAACUACAUUAUCACCAACACCAUCGCCACCAAUACCAAUACAUCCACCUCAACCUCCUACUUCUCAACCAAAUGAAAAUUCAAAGGUUACUUCUCCUACACCUACGCCUACACCUACGAAAUCCAGCAUAUCAGCAACAAAACAAAAAACCACAAAGAAACUUAAACAAGAGAGUGCUAUUUCAACAAAAGAAAGCGCGCCUAAACAGAAAUACCAAGCACCUAAACAACCCGAAAAGAUUGCAAGUGAGACAACGGAAAAACUAAAAGAAGAACAAGAACCCGUUGGAUUGCUUUCGAGGAUUAAAUCAUUUUUUAAAUUUAAAAAAUAA
This is a messenger RNA of Entrophospora candida, 927 nucleotides long. The record is from the annotation of a GenBank genome assembly. Lineage: Eukaryota; Fungi; Glomeromycota; Glomeromycetes; Entrophosporales; Entrophosporaceae.